Dentiscutata erythropus is the source of this 141-nucleotide messenger RNA. Lineage: Eukaryota; Fungi; Glomeromycota; Glomeromycetes; Diversisporales; Gigasporaceae. The record is from the annotation of a GenBank genome assembly.
AUGUUCUGGGCCAGAACUCUUUCAAUGAAGCUAGGCCAGAACUAUUAUAAUGAGUUUGGUCAGAUUCAUUAUACUGAAGUAUUUUGGGCCAAAACUCUUUCAAUGAAGGUAGUUGAGCCAAAUCUAUUAAAGCAAAAAUAA